UCGUACGAAUUGUUUGUGCUGAUUGAAUCGAAUAAAAUUAAAUAAAAUAUUCAGAAAUUGGAAAAAAUUCCUGGAAAUUGAAAAUAAUUGAAUACAAAUUGCGUGAAUAUAAGUCGAGGACAAUUCAGAAGAUAAUGCUACCCGAUAUUGUUGGUGAUCAUGUGGCGCUGGCAGAAGUGACGACUGAGGGGCAGGAAGGCGUCGACUUCAAGCCGAUUGCCAUUGACAUAGACACAACGGGACGUCGUCUUUGCGACAAGAUCUUCCAGUUGGCCGUCUUCGCGCCAACUGGGCAUUUCGAACAAUAUAUAAUGCCAUCGAUGAAUCUUAACUCGGCUGCGCGACAACGCCAUCAGGUGCGGGUCAAAAGGUUGAAAGGAAACCGCGUACUCAAGGCGAUGCUAACGAACAAGGUUAUCAAAUCGGAGUCAGAGUUGGCGGGCUUUCAGAAGUUUAUUGCCUGGCUGGAGGAGCAGAGCUCCAGGGAAUCGGACAUUGUGAUCAUCUACCACGAGGAACGCAAAUUUAUGCCGCUGAUGAUAGUGCAAUCGCUUAUCAAGUUCAAUAUGCUGGCCACGUUCAGCAAGCUGGUCCUCGGCUUUGUCAAUACUAACAACAUAGCCAAAUCGAUGCUGAGUGGCGCCGAUCGCGCGUUCUUAAGCGUGCGCAACCUGUCGAUUCUCCUUACCAAGGACAAGGACAACAAGAAGCCGGGUAAGGAGUUCAUUGGCAAUGCCACUGUUCGAGCCAAGCUGAUGUUCAAUGUGGCCGUCGAGCUUUGCGGCCGGGAGCCGCGCGGCGGCAACCUCUGCGAUGCCCUCAAGCCCUAUAUCGAGUCGACUGACGCGCAAGUCAUCGAGCUGGACAAGGGAUAUAUGGCGCUCAAGCGUCAGAACUCGUUUCGUCCAUUAUUUAUAGACUACUUCAAGACCACGGUGCAGCGUGUUCGUGCUGUCAAAUUUCGCAUUGUGCUGGCCGAAAAUGGGCUCGACUUGAACAUAUUGAGCGCCAUCUGGAAGGAUAUACACAUUCAGGGGCUCAUCUCCACGCUGCAGCCCAUCAGCAAUCUGAGCGACAAGGAGAAGGCAGAGCUGGUGGCCCUGCUGGACAGCUACCUGGAUCCCAACAAGAUCGCCAUCAACCCCGAGGCCAAGCCAACCAGCAGCUCACGCCGCCGUCGCAGCCAUAACAAUUCGGUGCUUUCACAAGCUGCCGUAAACAAGAAGCUGGACGCGCCCUUUCGGUCCACUGCGUCUCAAAACACAUCGACGCCCAAUAAAGAAAACGUGCCGAGCUUGAAAAAUAAUAGAAACGACAAUAGCAAUGACAGCAACAACGAGAACAUCAUAGAGAAUGGCAUCGAGAGCCGAGAAAACACUCGGCGUAUACGCAAUACGCGCCGCAUUAAACUCUCGCAAAAAAAACCGCCCCAGAACGGGCCAAAGGCCACAGAGCAGCCCCUGCAAGAAAACAAGCAAGUUUCAACAUCAAAAAACUAAAACCAAAACGAAUAUCA
Molecule: messenger RNA, 1516 nt
Organism: Drosophila hydei
Lineage: Eukaryota; Metazoa; Arthropoda; Insecta; Diptera; Drosophilidae
Product: maternal protein exuperantia-like
Exons: 4
Coding region: 135-1499 (454 amino acids)
Biological process (GO): bicoid mRNA localization
Molecular function (GO): protein homodimerization activity; RNA binding
Source: RefSeq, a predicted model, not a curated record